AUGUACAAAUACGCGAUAAUUCUUGCUCUCUUAAACCUUGCCACAUGCGAAGAGCGACCGCAUAAAACCCAUUAUGUGGAUCCCUUCGCGAUGAUCGAUAAACAUUUAUCACAUUCCUUGGCUUAUCAUUAUUUAUGGCCGUGGGGACAACUCCUCAAAGCAGCAGCAGCUCUGGACUUGGAAGAAAGUUUGGAAGACCCUCAAAUAAUAUCGGAUUCAGAGAAAUACCAAGUUAAUUUAAUUGUCAGACGGUUUAAGCCAGAUGAAUUGAAGAUUAAAGUUAAAAACCGAUAUAUCAUUGUUGAAGGAAAGCAUAGAGUAGCAGACAAUGAUAACAAGUUUAUGGCAAAUCAUUUUGUACAGCGUUUUGUUUUACCACCAGGAACUAAGCAGGAAGAAGUCAAAGCAGUAAUAAAUGAGAAGGGCGUUCUGUCAAUCUCUGCACCAAAACAUGAAUUGCCGCCACCGCUGCCAGAACGGGAGGUGCCUAUUGAGGUAAUACUACCAGAGGAAAAACCUGAAGCAUCAUCAGAAAAAGAAGAAAUAAAAGAGUCUAUGCUUUUAUCUUCUUCCGCCUCUCCGAUUUUAUCUUCUUCCGCCUCUCCGAUUGAACAGAUCGAAACAGAGGCCACUACGCAUGUCGGCAAAAUCAGAAAGAAAGAAUUGAAAACGACGACGAAAACUGCGAAAGACAACGAAGUUACGAAAGGGUUUUAUGGAAAUGGUCUAGAUUACGCUUUAAUCGAAACGGAGGAG
Brenthis ino (lesser marbled fritillary) is the source of this 756-nucleotide messenger RNA. Lineage: Eukaryota; Metazoa; Arthropoda; Insecta; Lepidoptera; Nymphalidae. The record is from the annotation of a GenBank genome assembly.